CCUUUACAUGUAAUCAUCAAGUGUCAAGCACAGUAUAAGCAGAUACAGUAGGCAGUUCACUUGUUUUUUCAUAAAACGACGUUUUUCCAUAAAGAAACAUUUGUUCGUUCGUUCCGUUAAGCUUUUUGACAGAAAGAUAAGAGAGUGAUUGUGAUUGGUCCGUGCAUUCCGUUUUGUCGUAGAUUUCCGCGCCAUGGAACGCCAGCCCGAGGCUUUUCUCUGCCGGCAGCUAUGAAAUAACUUACUUGGCAAGAUGGCGACUACGAUAAACGGAGUAUAUCGAAAUGAUUUACGUGAUUCCGUUUUACGCAGUAAAGUGCUCAUUGUUGGUGCUGGCGGUAUUGGUUGCGAGAUUCUAAAAAAUCUUGUUAUGUCUGGAUUUGCCGAUAUCGAAAUUAUUGAUUUGGAUACAAUUGAUGUCAGUAAUUUAAACAGACAGUUUCUGUUUCAAAAAAAACAUAUAGGAAAAUCAAAAGCCAGCAUAGCAUGUGAAACAGCAUUGACAUUUAAUCCAGAUGUCAAAGUGAUAUACUAUCACGAUAGUAUCAUAUCAUCAGAAUUUGGCCUAUCUUUUUUCAAAAGGUUUACUAUGGUUUUGAAUGCUCUUGAUAAUAGAGCAGCUAGAAACCAUGUGAAUCGUAUGUGCCUGUCAGCAGAUAUACCAUUAAUUGAAUCUGGUACUGCAGGUUAUGAAGGUCAAGUUGAACUCAUUAAAAAAGGCCUAAGUCAAUGUUAUGAAUGUACACCUAAAGCUGUACAAAAGACUUAUCCUGGCUGUACCAUUCGCAAUACACCCAGCGAACCCAUUCACUGUAUAGUAUGGGCUAAGCAUCUCUUUAACCAAUUAUUUGGAGAAGAAGAUCCUGACCAGGAUGUUUCUCCAGAUACAGCAGAUCCAGAAGCAACUGAUACAGCAGGAGAAGGGGCUUUGCAAACGGAAGCUAAUGAUAAGGGUAAUGUUAAUAGAAUUUCCACGCGAAUUUGGGCUCAGUCUUGUGAUUAUGAUCCGGAAAAACUGUUCGUUAAACUCUUUCAUGAUGAUAUCAAAUAUCUGUUGAGCAUGGAUAAUUUAUGGAAAAAGCGUCGACCUCCAACGCCAUUAAAUUGGAGGGAAUUGCCAGACGGAGUGGCUGGAUGUAGCAAAGAAAUCAAUCAACCUGGAUUAAAGGAUCAACAACGAUGGAGUAUUUCCAAAUGCGGUUCGAUUUUUACGGAAUCGAUAAAAAAUUUAAGUCUGGCAUUGAAAGCUUCCCAAGCAAAAUCACCAGACAAUCAUUUGAUUUGGGACAAAGAUGAUCAACAUGCUAUGGAUUUCGUCGCCGCAUGUGCCAAUAUUCGCGCGUAUAUUUUCGGAAUUCCUCAAAAAAGCAGAUUUGAUAUCAAAUCAAUGGCUGGCAAUAUAAUCCCAGCAAUCGCUACUACCAACGCUAUAAUCGCGGGUAUGGUAGUUCUUCAUGCUUUUCGGGUCCUUGAGAACAAUCUACGAGCCUGUAAAUCGGUCUAUCUGCGUUUAAAGAUGAAUCAUCGUAAUCAACUAUUGGUUCCGGAAAAAGCAGUGAAUCCACCCAAUCCGCAAUGUUACGUUUGUGCACCUAGCCCACAAGCUAUGCUAAUGGUUGAUACUUCCAACAUGACUAUUAAAGAACUGGAAGAAUUAAUACUCAAAGAUAGACUCAAUAUGAUCGCUCCUGAUGUAAUGAUUGAUGGAACUGGUGCCGUCAUCAUUAGCAGUGAAGAAGGUGAAACAGAGAGCAAUAAUAACAAAAAAUUGGAGGAAUUAGGGAUCAAGGAUGGAACAAUUCUCAAAGUUGAUGACUUUCAUCAGAAUUAUUCAUUAACUAUCUUUGUAGUUUAUCGGGAAAAACCCGAUCCAAAGGAUGAUAGUCCACAAUUUUUAAUAUUGACGGAUAAAAAUGUACUUCAACCGCGGGAAAAGAAAGAAGAAGAAACGGAAAAGUCUUCCAAUUCUAAUGGUCAAAACGUAAUCGAGAUAUUAGAUACAGCUAAAAAACGCAAAAAUGAUACCGAGGUUGAAGUGCCAACUAAAAAACUUAAAAUAGAAGUUGAUAACAAUGAUGAUAGCAAUGAUGUUUGCAUUAUCAGUAAUGACAACAUACUUCAUGAUAAUUCAUCCGAACUGAAGAGAUCAAUAUUGACCAAACGGAAAUUUUCUGACGAUAACGAUUGUGUGAUAGUAUCUGAUGAUCAUAAUUAUUAAUGGUAAAAGUAAGUAAAAUAAAUGAGCUUCAAAAUAAAGACAGGUAUGAUUCAAAAUGAAAAGUGAAGAUUUGAAAAUAUUUAAAG
Messenger RNA from Pogonomyrmex barbatus (red harvester ant), 2304 nucleotides. It is a transcript of the gene Uba2, whose product is annotated as Ubiquitin-like activating enzyme 2. Gene Ontology annotation, cellular component: SUMO activating enzyme complex; cytoplasm. Lineage: Eukaryota; Metazoa; Arthropoda; Insecta; Hymenoptera; Formicidae. Gene Ontology annotation, biological process: protein sumoylation. Gene Ontology annotation, molecular function: SUMO activating enzyme activity. The record is from RefSeq and is a predicted model, not a curated record.